Molecule: messenger RNA, 984 nt
Organism: Neoarthrinium moseri
Lineage: Eukaryota; Fungi; Ascomycota; Sordariomycetes; Amphisphaeriales; Apiosporaceae
Exons: 3
Coding region: 1-984 (327 amino acids)
Biological process (GO): carbohydrate metabolic process
Molecular function (GO): arabinan endo-1,5-alpha-L-arabinosidase activity
Source: RefSeq, a predicted model, not a curated record
AUGGCAAUUCUCAGGGCUAUUACCUUGGUUCUGUCAUCAACCGCCGCGCUCGUCGCCAGCGCAUACCCCCCACCAGAGGCAUGUACUGGGAAUUGCAUUGGUAUUGACCCGGCAGCCAUCCGCCGUGACGAUGGAACAUACUUUCGAUUUAAUACAUUCGGGAAAAUCCGGAUUUAUAAGGCUCCAUCCUUUACAGGUCCUUGGACGCUCGAAGGCCCUGCUAUUCCAGACGGAUCCAUCAUUGACAUUCCGGGAAGAAAUUCCCUUUGGGCUCCCGAGGUGCAGAAAGUCGGCAACCAGUAUAUAAUGUACUAUUCCGUAUCGGAAGGGGGGAAGCGGCUCAGCGCUAUUGGGUACGCGACCUCUCCAAACAUGGAAGCAGGCACGUGGACCGACCACGGCAGCACGGGCAUCUCAACAACGGAGAACAGCGACCGCAACGCUAUAGACCCGGCGUUAAUAAAAGACCCGGCUACAGGGAAAUACUACAUGUCGUUCGGGUCGUACUGGUCGGGGAUCUGGGUAGUCCCCAUGAACGACGCCGCAACCCAAGUUGCAAAGGACGCCAAAUACACCAAUAUUGGUCGGCAGCCAAACAGCGACCACGCCUGGGAGGGUAGCAACAUCAUUUUCCAUGGUGGAAAUUACUACCUUUUCUUAAGCGCGGGAAAGAGCGGUGGCUUCGACGAGAACAACCUUCCACCUCCUGGUGGCGAGUAUAAGGUCAAAGUGUGCCGCAGCAAGGCCAUUACGGGGCCUUACGUAGGCCCUGCCGGCAAAAGCUGCAUGGAAGGCAAUGGCCUAGUACUUCUUGGCAGUCACGACAAUGUCUAUGCGCCAGGAGGACAAGGUAUCUUUGAUGACCCAGACCUAGGCACCGUGAUGUACUACCACUAUGCAAACCGCAGCGUUUCUUACAAGAAGGACGACUUCCAGUUUGGUUGGAAUAGUCUUAAGUGGGUUGAUGGAUGGCCGACCUUCUAA